Suillus bovinus is the source of this 1992-nucleotide messenger RNA. Its product is annotated as fumble. Gene Ontology annotation, molecular function: ATP binding; pantothenate kinase activity. Gene Ontology annotation, cellular component: nucleus; cytosol. Gene Ontology annotation, biological process: coenzyme A biosynthetic process. The coding region runs from base 1 to 1542 and encodes 513 amino acids. NCBI's taxonomy places the organism in Eukaryota, Fungi, Basidiomycota, Agaricomycetes, Boletales, Suillaceae. The transcript has 7 exons. The record is from RefSeq and is a predicted model, not a curated record.
AUGCAUGCCCCCCUCCCACCACCGUCGCUGCCCACGCCCAAGGCCAUUCGUGUCAAUACUAAAGGAGCAGUGAUACUUGCCGAGGAGUCGCCUGAGACUCGAGACAGUCGAGGGAUUUACCUCCCAAACUACAUCGAACCAGUCUCACAUAUCGCAAUAGACAUCGGCGGAUCACUCGCGAAGGUCGUUUACUUUACACGUUCUCCUUCAUCCCCAUCUGUGAUCGCUACGCAGGGCAGUAAUUCUAGCGCCACCAGCUUCUCGACAUCCAGCGCUGGUUCUCCAUCUGUGUCUCCACCAAACGUUACUUGUCCUAUCCCCUCCAGCUCUUCGCAAACACGGAACGGCACCCUUACGCCCCUUGCCCUUGAAUCCCAUUACAAUGGAAAUGGACAUAAUAAUAGUCAUCCCCCAGAUUCCCUCGACACAGACCUUUUACACUGCACUAUCUUGAAACGCACGACCGAAGUACGUCACAUCCCCGGCGGCUCCCUUAACUUUGAGCGGUUCGAAACAUCUAAUAUCUCCGCGCUUAUAACUUUCAUAUCGGAGCUCAUAACUCGGUCUGCUGCCGCGAAUGGCGUCUCUAUCGAAGAGAUGCGCCGUAGCGUCAAGAUCUCAGCUACUGGUGGUGGCGCACACAGGUUUGGCAAGCUGUUCGAGGGCGAACUCGUGGUGGAUGUGCAGAGAGAGGAUGAGAUGGAAUGUUUGAUCGAAGGGAUGAAAUUUAUGGUGACGAUCCCAGAGGAGGUGUAUUACUUCUCGGAUGAACUCAUCCAAGAAGUGACGCAUCACAUAUCGAGGGACGAGAGUGUAUCGGAUGAUCCUGCGUCAAGCACGAGUGCGGAGUCCAUUCUGGAGCGGCCUUCACCAGACCCGCCGCGGUAUGCCGUGACGUUCGAGACCAGCGAACCUUCUGCGCAUCUUCCUUGUUUGCUUGUCAACAUCGGAUCUGGUGUAUCUAUAAUCAAGGUGGAUGCUGAUGGAUCGUUUGAACGUGUCAGUGGAACGAGCCUCGGUGGGGGGACCUUAUGGGGACUUCUUAGUUUGUUGACGCCCGCACGGACAUUUGAUGAGAUGCUUGCAUUGUCCGAAAAGGGUGACAAUGCUAGUGUAGACAUGCUCGUUGGUGAUAUCUAUGGUUCGGACUACAGCAAGCUUGGACUCAAAUCGACCAUGAUAGCAAGUUCGUUCGGUAAGGUUUUCAGAAGCCGAGGACAGGCGAAGGGAGAAGGGGAACGCGGGACGUUCCGAGCCGAGGACAUUAGCCGAAGCUUGCUGUACGCUGUAUCGAACAAUAUCGGGCAAAUUGCGUACAUGAACGCAGAAAAGUAUGGUCUAGAUAGGAUCUACUUUGGUGGAUUCUUCAUACGUGGGCAUGCAGCGACUGUAGCUACAUUAUCAUACGCUAUAAGGUUCUGGAGCAAGGGAACGAAGCGGGCGCUAUUUUUCCGACACGAGGGAUUCCUGGGUUCGAUUGGAGCAUGGAUCAAGAACAUCGACGUGGAAGAGACACCAACAUCGAGGCUGCCGGCGUCAUAGCUGAUAUCUGUUCUCAUGUGCACUAUUUAUACCGGUCAUUGAGUUAUGCGUAUACAAGGCUUAUCAUAAUCAAUUUGCAAGCCCAGGCGGCCUGAGGCUCUGCACUAGACGACAAAGUGGUUUAUAAGGCAGUGUGACCACACCGAUCCCGAUUAAAUUUUAGUAGCCCCGGUUGAUUAAUAAACGUUGAAAGCUUAGCGCUUAGCUGGCCAGGCUUGGAUUAUGAAACGACUGCGACUGUACAGCAGCAGGAAGGACACUAAGCGGUCAGCCACGUGGAUACCCUGUGAAUCCCAUCCGACCUCGUCCUUUAACCGAAUUUCAGUUGGCCCCUCUCGUCACAAACACCCCAGUUGUGUUCUAUUGGGAUAAAAUGAUUAAAAGAUUUGGUAGUAGGAGGAGAGAAUGGUGUUGGUCGUAGUCAAUACCCCUCAGUGACGACAAGUAGCA